Messenger RNA from Exophiala dermatitidis NIH/UT8656, 1029 nucleotides. RefSeq names its product 40S ribosomal protein S20. Gene Ontology annotation, biological process: translation. NCBI's taxonomy places the organism in Eukaryota, Fungi, Ascomycota, Eurotiomycetes, Chaetothyriales, Herpotrichiellaceae. Gene Ontology annotation, molecular function: structural constituent of ribosome; RNA binding. The record is from RefSeq and is a predicted model, not a curated record. The coding region runs from base 158 to 508 and encodes 116 amino acids. Gene Ontology annotation, cellular component: ribosome; cytosolic small ribosomal subunit. The transcript is spliced from 2 exons.
CGCUCGUCUACUUUGCGACCACGACAAGUUCAACCGUCUUCAAUCCAAUCUACAGCCUUUCAUCACCUUACCGAACCACGCCGUUCAGGUCUUGAUUGGCGCCGACAAGCGAAUCUCUACAACAGCAAGAGAGUCAUCACCUCCACCUCCAGCAACCAUGUCUUUCCAAAAGCCUGAGAAGGAUUUCGGCGAAGGCCCGAAAAUCCACAAGAUCCGCAUCACCCUGACCUCUCGCAAAGUCCAAUCGCUGGAGAAAGUGUGCUCGGAGCUGUUGGAGCGCGCCAAAUCCAAGAACCUGCGCGUCAAGGGUCCCGUCCGCCUGCCGACCAAAACCCUCAAGGUCACCACCCGCAAGACCCCUUGCGGUGAGGGUAGCAAGACCUGGGACAUGUAUGAGAUGAGAAUCCACAAGCGUCUGAUCGAUCUCAACGCCCCGACCGAGGUUGUCAAGCAGAUCAUUAUCAACAUUGAGGCUGGUGUUGAGGUUGAGGUUACUAUUGCCGCUUAAAUGUGGGCGAUAGAUGUCAAAGACUACCCAAAGCAUGAGAUGGAAUGAGAAAAGGGAAAGCCGUGGGACUGGGAUGGUUGGAGCUCGUGGAUGUGGGUUUGCCUGUGCGCACUGCACGUGGAUCACCGGUUGCCCUCCAUUCCAUCCCGAGCUAGGGUGAUCAUGCCGUGUCCAUCAUGUGCUCGGGCAGGGUGUAGGUCUGAAACAUCGCAGAUAAGAAAUGGAAAUCCCUUGCUCAAGGUCGUUGCAAAAAUCCCGUUUCUGUUCUGAGCCUGCACUGCAAUGUCUUGCAAAUACUCGUACAAUGAUCGAUACGGCGGAGCCGCUAGUCCCAUCCGGUUUACGUUCUUUUCUGUUUGAUAUUUGGUAUCAUGCAAUGCUUGAUCUUCUCUGGACCCUGCCGCUGGCUAGAAAACUGCCUUCAAUUUUUACUAGUAGUACAGGCAAACCAAGCAUUCUGCAAUUAAUGUGCAUACGACUGUAGACAUCCCCGUCUUCAAUCAAAAAUCAUAAACACUCCA